Messenger RNA from Macrobrachium nipponense, 2218 nucleotides. Its product is annotated as serum response factor-like. NCBI's taxonomy places the organism in Eukaryota, Metazoa, Arthropoda, Malacostraca, Decapoda, Palaemonidae. Bases 146 to 1513 code for a protein of 455 amino acids. The transcript has 6 exons. The record is from RefSeq and is a predicted model, not a curated record. Gene Ontology annotation, biological process: positive regulation of transcription by RNA polymerase II. Gene Ontology annotation, molecular function: RNA polymerase II cis-regulatory region sequence-specific DNA binding; protein dimerization activity; DNA-binding transcription factor activity, RNA polymerase II-specific.
GUCUCAGUGUUUAUGUUCAGUCGUGUUGUAGCAGGGAGAGGGAAAGGAGUUAUUGCAUUUUAUGGGGAAGUGCCUACGUCGUGGUCGUGAUCCAUUGUGCUAGUAAAUAUGUGUGUUCUUGACAUCUAGUGUGUUCUGUUCCAAGAUGCAAAGCCAAGGCCACAAUAACGUUGACGAUAAAUUUCCAAUGAAUUUCAGUGCAUUCGACCAAGAGCUUUUUGGCGGAGCCCACAUGGGUCAAGCCAUGGGGGGAAUGAGUCUAGGAAUGAAGAGAUCAGCGCAUGACGCUGGUCUAGACAGGGACCCCUUGAAUCUGUCGUCGGACGACGACUCUGACAUCAUGAAAAAGGACGACAAGAUGAAUCCGUCCUCCAGUCGUGAUGCCGUGUUGCACCACCAGACUUCGCUGGAUUCGGCUCAGCAGCCACAGCAGACAAAUAAACAGUCACUUCUGCCCAACGGCAAGAAGACCAAAGGGCGCGUCAAAAUCAAGAUGGAAUUUAUUGACAACAAACUGCGUCGAUACACGACGUUUUCCAAGAGGAAAACCGGCAUUAUGAAGAAGGCCUACGAGCUGUCCACUCUGACGGGGACGCAGGUGAUGCUGCUGGUGGCCAGCGAGACGGGCCACGUCUACACCUUCGCCACCCGGAAGCUGCAGCCGAUGAUCACCUCGGAGGCGGGCAAGGCGCUGAUCCAGACAUGCCUGAACAGCCCAGACCCGCCGCAACCCGCCCACCACCACGACCAGCGCAUGUCGGCCACGGGCUUCGAGGAAACGGAACUGACCUACGCCGUCAACGAGGACGAACACAAGGACCUAGUACGAGAGGAAUAUCUCGGAGGGGGCUCCUCGAGUGCUUCGGAUUCCUCAUCGCCUCCGACGCCUUCGGAUACACCUACCCCAACUCCGGCGGGAGUUGGUGUGGGAGGACAACCUGCUCAUGCCAUAGUCAGCCAGGCCCUGCCAGUCCAUCUACCGCCUGGGAUAGUCUUAGCGCCUUCUGUCGCAGGCUUACAACAUGUGACCCUAGCUGCAGUUGUAAACCGGCCCCAUGUCACUACUGUUACUGCUGUUGGUACAGCUCCAUCAGCAACUGUUACUUCAAAAACCUCCUCUACUAACACUGCAACUACCCUGUCAGGGGGAAGUAUGAUGGUUGGUGGCACUGGAGGCUCUGUGAUGUAUGCAGCACCUGGUGGUGUGGUAUAUGCUGCCUCUCAGAAUUCAUUACCUGAAGGUAGUACACCAGUUCUUCUCAACCUUCCCCAUGGGCUACAGGUAGCACAUGACCAAAAUGGCAGCACCACAGGAUCUCUAGUCACCCUCCCCAUGGCUUUAACAUCAGCUGCUUUACAUCAGUCUGCCGCAGCAGCAGCAGUGGUAUCUGCAGCUUCAGCAGCAGCAGCAGCUGCAAAUUUGAACAAUAAUAAUAGUAACAGCAACAAUACUAAUAGUCAGGCAUUACCAACAGAUCUGUCAAUGCAUAUUAAGAGAGAAAAGAGAAGCUAAGAUUAGUAAAACCUAGUUGCUUUUGCAGUUAUAAGUGCCUUUUUUAUGUAAAAACAAAAUAACUGGUGGUACUAACAUUUCUAUAUUUAAAAGUAUUUUAUAAUGCAGUGCAGUUUUAAGACUAUACAACCCUGUAUACUGUUAUAAAAGUCCUUACCCCCCUCUCUCUUUUAUAUUAUAUAAAAUUAGUUUGUUCUAUGACUCCUACUCAUCAGUGUCGUAACUUUAGUGAUUAUUAAUCAUUAUUUUAUUGUUUCAGUAAUUCAUUCAUGUUUUCAAAUAUAAUCUUAUUACUAAAUGUCUUAAUAUUUGUUGGUAAUCUGAAAGAAAUCUAUCUGAUCUUGAGCUUGCAUCUCUUAAGAUAAGUAUUUUAUGGAGCAAACUACUGUAAUCAUAACCUUACAUACAAGCAUUAACUUGAAAUAUUAAUUAUUACCAUAAUUACAGUAUACAUGUGUGCAUAGAUAUAUGGGCUGAGGAUGAUUACUGCACUUUUUAAAUGGCAAUACUAAGCUUAUAGUGUGCAAAUGGUAUCUUAUCUAGUAAAUUAUGAACGGAUUAAACAUGCAUACCCACAACCAAAUUUAUUAACUUGGGCUUUUGAAAUCAGGCUAUGAACUGGAAGACGAAUGCAUUUUUGUCUUCAAAACACUAUGUUGGAGAGUUAACUGUUUAUAUAGUAAUUUAAAUAAAAUAUUACUGAUC